Messenger RNA from Thunnus maccoyii (southern bluefin tuna), 1842 nucleotides. RefSeq names its product cocaine- and amphetamine-regulated transcript protein (gene cart3). NCBI's taxonomy places the organism in Eukaryota, Metazoa, Chordata, Actinopteri, Scombriformes, Scombridae. Gene Ontology annotation, molecular function: neuropeptide hormone activity. Gene Ontology annotation, biological process: adult feeding behavior; cellular response to starvation; G protein-coupled receptor signaling pathway. Bases 942 to 1322 code for a protein of 126 amino acids. The transcript has 4 exons. The record is from RefSeq and is a predicted model, not a curated record.
UGUGGCUGAUUUCUGUUUUUUAAGUGAGUCAAGUCAAGUUAAAUGUUAUUUUGUGAUGCAUUUACUCUAUAUAGACCAAAAUCAGAAAUUAGCCUUAAAUACUUUACAAUCUGGAGAACAUACUGGACCCUCGAUCCUCAGAACCUCUGUGCAGACACGGAAAAACUCUUAAAAAGCAUUUAUAAGGGAAUAAAAGAAAGAAAGCUUAGGAAGAGUAACAGGACACACAUGCAAUAGAUAUCUCGUGAACAGAGUAGAUAAAAAUACUAUAAAAAUAGUAAAAUUACAAUAUGGAGAAACAUUGACAGUGUUAGGUAGAUAGAUUGCAAACACACAUGAACAUUUUGGACUGAGCAGAAAGGAUUGACUGAGUCACCGUGUUUAAAUGCUGGAGAGGCUGCCAGAGCCAUUCUGAGGUAAUAAUGGAAAAGUAUUGGAAGUGACUGCUGAUCUACAUGGAAUACUAAAUAAAGCAAUGUUCUCAGACUUGCUGGGUGACUGAAGCAUAUCAUUGCUGUGAUUUAAAGUUAUACUGAUUGAUGAGGCUGUUAUCUAAUAAAGAUUUAGGACCUAGAGCUCGACUAAAAUGAUAGUAAUGAGAGAAAUUACAGAUGUAAACACCAAAAUCUAAUCAGCUAAUUGUCCUAAUCUUUAUCAAACCUAAUAGAAAUGACCUCAUUAUCUACCCUCCAUCCAUCCAAUCCAUCCAUUUUCAGGAACGACCCCCCCUGCAGUGCUGCUGCUGCUGCUGCUGCUGUUGUUGACUUUUUUGAGGCAUAUUUUGCCCAGCAACUUUUACGGGAUGACUCACCCAAGGCAGCUGUUACGCAUGACAAAAAAAGAAAAAAUCAAAGGAUAAGGUGGAGCGAACAGAUGGCAGGAGUCAGAUAAAAAGGUGUUUGGCGCGGAGGAUCGACUAUUUGAGACUGAAAAAGGGCCACAUGCAGCCGCGCACCGGGAACAUGCAGAGCUCCAGGCUGCUCAGCGGCGCGCUCCUCUGCGCACUGAUGCUGCUCUCCAGCGCUGCUGGAGCCGAAGUGUUGGACACCGAGUCCGAAGAGGAGCUGAGUCCCAGAGCCCUGCGGGACUUUUACCCGAAAGGUCCGAAUCUGACCAGUGAGAAGCAGCUGCUCGGAGCUCUCCAAGAAGUUCUUGAAAAGCUGCAGGCUAAACGACUGCCAAUGUGGGAAAAGAAAUUUGGCCAAGUCCCAACGUGUGAUGUCGGGGAGCAGUGCGCGGUGAGGAAAGGCGCUCGGAUCGGGAAGAUGUGCGACUGUCCCCGGGGAGCUUUCUGCAACUUUUUCCUGCUGAAGUGCUUAUGAGCCUCGUCGGAUCUGAAUGUAGCAUUGAGAUGCGCAAAAAAACAAAAAAAAAAAACUGUCACUCGAUUCCUUUGUAAUUACUGUCAUAUUUUUAUGAUAACGCUGAGGAGCAGGUGGUGACUGCCUCACCCUUACGAAAAAGAACUAUAGUAGUUCUAUGAUAUGAAUAUAUAUUUUAGUAUAUUAAACAUAACAGGUCAGGAGAUGGAAAUACCGUAAAGAACCAUAAGAUUGCUGUAAAUAUUCAGAGCCACUUUAUGUCUGUAGGAAACUCACAGGAUUAUUGUUGUGAUGUGAUAAUAGGAGCUAAUAAAUAACCCAUAAUACACAAUAAACUCACCUGAGAACCACAUACACUACAAAGUCUCGACAGCAAUAUUAUGGGAAUAUUAUAGUGAUUCUUCGUUUGGGCAAAUCCAAAAUCUGUCUUUCUGAACUUGAACUAUUUUGUUGAAGAUGAAUGUCUGUGUAUGACUCAUGAUUAUAAGAAUAAACUGUGGAUCAUGUUUUGUUUUGUAAA